Annulohypoxylon truncatum is the source of this 2052-nucleotide messenger RNA. RefSeq names its product putative zinc finger in N-recognin-domain-containing protein. Gene Ontology annotation, cellular component: cytoplasm. Gene Ontology annotation, molecular function: zinc ion binding; ubiquitin protein ligase activity. Lineage: Eukaryota; Fungi; Ascomycota; Sordariomycetes; Xylariales; Hypoxylaceae. The record is from RefSeq and is a predicted model, not a curated record. The coding region runs from base 252 to 1862 and encodes 536 amino acids. The transcript has 2 exons.
CUUCUAAGCCUGCGGGUACCUGCUCACUGGAGUGCUCUUAACAAAUCAGUACCUAGAUACAUAUAAAGUGCGAAUUGGCGUUUCCCUAAGAAAAUAUCCACUGUGACAUCAUAUUAUUCUUAUUCUAAUCCCAUCGCGCCGCGCUCUUGUCACACAUCCAUUGAACAUUUUCAACUUCCGGGUGGAACAUUAUUUCAACCAAUCUUGACCAUUGCCAUCUUCUCUCCAUUCAUCUCGUUCAUUGAAAGACGAUGGAUCCGUCGUCAGACCCAAAUAUCUCUCACGAGACGGCCGAUGCUGGCAUCGCGUCGCGACCUCGAACUCAGAGCUUGUCGCAACAGUCCGACAACUCCCAGACUGCCGCCGACUUUAUUAGAGAUCAGCUGCAGCUAGAAGCCGAUGCCCGCGAAGCCCUUCCAUACAGCAUCGAAAACUGCACCAAGCCACUUGGAUCGUUGCGACAAAAUGUUUUCGCCUGUUUAACUUGCAAUCCGCCCCCCGCGAAUGCUUCCGAUCCUUACAAUCCUGCUGGGGUGUGUUAUUCAUGUUCCGUUCAAUGCCAUGGAGAACACGAAUUAGUCGAGAUCUUCCAGAAACGCAAUUUCACCUGCGACUGUGGAACGACGCGAUUCAGUCCCGAACAGAAAUGCAGUCUUCGAUUAAACCCGGAAACUAACACGAAAGGUGGCGUGCACUCCGAGCAGCCUGAUCCCAAUAACAAGUAUAACCAGAACUUCCGCAACCGAUUUUGCUCAUGUUCCAUCGAUUACAAGCCUCAUGAACAGAAGGGUACCAUGUUCCAGUGCUUAGGUCUUGGCACACACGAAACCGGCGGCUGUGGCGAAGAUUGGUAUCAUCCUGGUUGUCUCGUCGGCCUAGGACCCAGAUGGUAUGAGAAGCAGGCAGAGCGUGCCUCGAAUAAACGUGUCAACGGCGAUACCAACGGCAAUGGCACAUUACCCACUAUCUCCGAAGACACGACGCCACAAGAUGGCGCAAACGGGCAAGUCAAUGGCAAUCAAGGAGGUGACGAGGAUGGUAAUGAUGAUGACGACGAUGAUGAUGAUGCGCCUCUACCAGAAGGAUUUCCUGCUGAGGAGGCGUUCGACCAUUUCCUCUGCUAUAAGUGCGUUGAGGCCCAUCCGUGGAUUAAGAGAUACGCCGGCACACCUGGAUUUCUGCCAGCUGUAUUCUUCCAAAAGGAGGGAGAGGUGACGGCGCCUAAGAAACGUAAAUUAGAUGAUGACGAGUCAAGCGAGAGUAGCGAACGUAGCAAGCGCAUUAAGAAUGAGUCCGAGGCGACUACUGAGGUUGAGAUUGUUCCACCCGUUCCUGAAACAAACGGCGCCACCUCUCAGGUCAAGGAAGAAGACGAGAAGAAGAAAGAGCAAAUCGGACCUACUGAGGAAUGCAAGCUAGUAUCCUUACCCCCAGCACCAGCCGGUAAAUUUUCACUAUUUGCUACUUCCGACUUUCGCGACCGCUUCUGUCGAUGCGCCUCGUGUUUUCCGGACCUCAAACUCCACCCACAACUCUUGGAGGAGGAGGAAGCGUAUGAACCUCCCCUUUCAGAACCUGGAUCCGAGGGCGGCUCGACCCAUGGUAGCGGCUCGUUGUAUGACCGUGGCGAAUCUGCGCUGAGAAACGUGGAUCGCGUGCGUGCGAUAGAGGGUGUGAUGGCGUACAAUCAUCUCAAAGAACGUCUCAAGCCUUUCUUCCAGCAAUUUGCUGAGAGCGGCAAAGCUAUCGGCGCAGAGGAUAUUAAGGAGUACUUUGCAAAGCUUAGAGGAGAUGAACAAGCUAUCAAAGACGCAGGCGAGGCUGCGAGAGAGGAUCACAGACAAGAACAGAGCGGCUACUGAAUAUCUGGAUAAGAUGGGAUGGUAUUCCAGGGGGUAUUCAUUGGUAUCUCAAUUUCUAUUCCAGUGGGCGCUCGUUCAAAGUUAAGGGUCAACUAAUAUAAUAGGUCAUCUAGUCGGUAAUAAUCGGAUGUAUUCACAUGAUUUUCCUAGGUGUGCCCAUUCUUUAGGUCCCUGAAAAUAAUAAUUGAAG